Molecule: messenger RNA, 1829 nt
Organism: Rhinopithecus roxellana (golden snub-nosed monkey)
Lineage: Eukaryota; Metazoa; Chordata; Mammalia; Primates; Cercopithecidae
Product: C-X-C chemokine receptor type 2
Exons: 4
Coding region: 310-1377 (355 amino acids)
Biological process (GO): immune response; neutrophil chemotaxis; G protein-coupled receptor signaling pathway
Cellular component (GO): membrane
Molecular function (GO): interleukin-8 binding; C-X-C chemokine receptor activity
Source: RefSeq, a predicted model, not a curated record
UGGUGGAAGGAAAAGAGCCAGGACAGAGGGCAGAGAAAGAGGAUCCUCAAGGACCAGAGAGGCAGUGGGGCCCACAGUCAGGUGCGGGGAUUCAACAGAAACAGAAGGAGGGACGUUUCUCACUCUGACCCUGGAAAGAAGGAAGAAACUGCGUCUCUGACUACCAUCCAACCUUGAGGCUCACUGAAGACAUCGGUGGCCACUCCAAUCACAGCAGGUUGCAGCUGCCCUCCUGGAGGUGUCCUACAGGUGAAAAGGCCAGCAUCCUGGUCAGGAUUUAAGUUUACCUCAAAAACAGAAGAUAUUAACAUGCAGACUGUCAACUUUGAAGAUCUCUGGGAAAGUGAAGAUUUUAGUAAUUACAGUUACAGUAGUGACCUGCCCCCUUCUCUACCAGAUGUUGCCCCAUGUCGACCAGAAUCCCUGGAAAUCAACAAGUAUUUUGUGGUCAUUAUCUAUGCCCUGGUAUUCCUGCUGAGCUUGCUGGGAAACUCCCUCGUGAUGCUGGUCAUCUUACACAGCAGGGUCGGCCGCUCCGUCACUGAUGUCUACCUGCUGAACCUGGCCAUGGCCGACCUACUCUUUGCCCUGACCUUGCCCGUCUGGGCCGCCUCCAAGGUGAAUGGCUGGAUUUUUGGCACAUUCCUGUGCAAGGUGGUCUCACUCCUGAAGGAAGUCAACUUCUAUAGUGGCAUCCUGCUACUGGCCUGCAUCAGUGUGGACCGUUACCUGGCCAUUGUCCAUGCCACACGCACACUGACCCAGAAGCGCUACUUGGUCAAGUUCAUAUGUCUCAGUAUCUGGGGUCUGUCCUUGCUCCUGGCCCUGCCCGUCUUACUUUUCCGAAGGACUGUCUACCCGACCUAUAUUAGCCCAGUCUGCUAUGAGGACAUGGGCAACAAUACAGCAAAAUGGCGGAUGGUGUUGCGGAUCCUGCCCCAGACCUUUGGCUUCAUCUUCCCGCUGCUGAUCAUGCUGUUCUGCUAUGGAUUCACCCUCCACACGCUGUUUAAGGCCCACAUGGGGCAGAAGCACCGGGCCAUGCGGGUCAUCUUUGCUGUCGUCCUCAUCUUCCUACUCUGCUGGCUGCCCUACCACCUGGUCCUGCUGGCAGACACCCUCAUGAGGACCCGGUUGAUCAACGAGACCUGUCAGCGCCGCAGCGACAUCGACCAGGCUCUGGAUGCCACCGAGAUUCUGGGCAUCUUUCACAGCUGCCUCAACCCCCUCAUCUACGCCUUCAUUGGUCAGAAGUUUCGCCAUGGACUCCUCAAGAUUCUAGCCACACAUGGCUUGAUCAGCAAGGACUCCCUGCCCAAAGACAGCAGGCCUUCCUUUGUUGGCUCUUCUUCAGGGCACACUUCCACUACUCUCUAAGACGUCCUGCCUAAGUGCAGCCCCGUGGGGUUCCUCCCUUCUCUUCACAGUCACAUUCCAAGCUUCAUGUCCACUGGUUCUUCUUGGUCUCAGUGUCAGUGCAGCCCCCACUGUGGUCCCAGGAAGCAGAGGAGGCCACGUUCUUACUAGUUUCUCUUGCAUGGUUUAGAAAGCCUGCUCUGGUGCCUCACCCCUUGCCAUAAUUACUACGUCACUUGCUGGAGCUCUGUCCAUCCCGCCCCUGAGUCCAAGGCACUCUGUAUUCUAAGAAGUGAAAAUCUACACUCCAGUGAGACAGCUCUGCUUACUCAUUAGGAUGGCUAGUAUCAGAAGAAAGAAAAUCAGGCUGGGCGCUGUGGCUCAGGCCUGUAAUCCCAGCAAUUUGGGAGGCUGAGUUGGGCAGAUCACUUGAGGUCAGGGGUUCGAGGCCAGCCUGGCCAACACGGUGAAAC